Messenger RNA from Xiphophorus hellerii (green swordtail), 1343 nucleotides. RefSeq names its product PAS domain-containing serine/threonine-protein kinase-like. The record is from RefSeq and is a predicted model, not a curated record. Gene Ontology annotation, biological process: intracellular signal transduction; protein phosphorylation; negative regulation of glycogen biosynthetic process. Lineage: Eukaryota; Metazoa; Chordata; Actinopteri; Cyprinodontiformes; Poeciliidae. Gene Ontology annotation, cellular component: cytosol; nucleus; cytoplasm. Gene Ontology annotation, molecular function: protein serine/threonine kinase activity; ATP binding. Bases 363 to 1232 code for a protein of 289 amino acids. The transcript is spliced from 9 exons.
GGAAGCUUCAUGUUCUGCGUGUGGAUAAAAAGAUCAAACCAGCAGGGGGCACUGUUGCAAACUGAGGCUUCACUUCACAACCAUUCAGGAGCUAGCCCAGGAAAGAUUUCCUAUAGAAACUUUUCAUACUUGUGGAACUUUAAGUCUUCUGUCAGAAAACAAGGUCUGGCGAGGCCAGCCAAGGAGAACCGCUGCGCUCCACUCUGGAUCUGGAGCAUUCUCGAGCUUGUGACGGGCAGUUUGAAGAAGAAUACCAGCCAAUCAAAUCUGUGGGGAAGGGAGCAUUUGGGUUUGUCUGGAAGGCAAUAAGACGAUGCGAUGGACAAGAAGUAAUUGUGAAGUUUAUUAGCAAAGCAAGAAUAAUGAGCGACUGCUGGGUAGAUGACCCCAUGUUGGGAAGAGUGAGCCAGGAGAUUGCCAUAUUAACCAGAGUUCAACACCAUAACAUUGUCAAGGUAGCAGAGGUGUUUGAGAAUGGAAGCUAUUUCCAGAUGGUGAUGGAGAAACAUGGAGAUGGUUUGGAUCUGUUUGAAUUCAUAGACAUGCAACCAAGACUGGAUGAGCCCCUGGCCAGCUACAUCUUUAGACAGAUUGUGGCAGCUGUUUUCUACUUGAGGGCAAAGAACAUCAUUCACAGAGACAUAAAAGAUGAAAACAUCAUAAUUGAUAAGUGCUUUCACAUCCGAUUGAUAGAUUUUGGCUCUGCGGCCAUUCUGUCUCCUGGGAAGCUGUUCUAUAAUUUUUGUGGAACGUUGGAGUACUGCUCCCCAGAGGUGCUUCAGGGAAAUGCCUAUGAGGGACCAGAGCUGGAGAUGUGGUCUCUGGGGGUUUUGCUCUACACUCUGCUGUUCAGUGAGAACCCGUUCUGUAAUGUGGGUGAAAUCCUCGAUGCCAAACUUCAGCCUCCAUUCCCCCUGUCUUCAGAGCUGCACGGUGUUUUGCAAGGCCUGCUGCACUCUAAUCCUGCAAAGAGGAUGACUUUAGACCAGCUCCUGUUGCAGUCGUGGAUCAGCCUGCAAAUUUCCCUUGCCGAAUACAGCUGGACUGAGGUGGUUCCUGCAUCUCAGAGCUUCUGUUCGCCACAGAAUCAGGAGCCAAGUCCCACUGCAUACGCGGGACAGAGCUUGUUCCCAGAUUAUGGCGAUGAGACUCUGUCGGAGGAAGAUGAGGAUGAGAAUCAGUCAAUGGCGGCCCUGGAAACUGAGCUCCAAAAAUACCUUUUUGAAGAUUGAAGACUAAAUUUGAAGCAGCAGAAAUCUUACCAGUCUGUCUGACAUUUUGUAACAUGAAGAUCUUAGUUACAAAACAAGAAAAGAUAAGCUUUUGGAAGUGAAAUCUGGUUU